Fusarium odoratissimum NRRL 54006 is the source of this 1720-nucleotide messenger RNA. RefSeq lists its product as uncharacterized. Gene Ontology annotation, molecular function: FMN binding; oxidoreductase activity. NCBI's taxonomy places the organism in Eukaryota, Fungi, Ascomycota, Sordariomycetes, Hypocreales, Nectriaceae. The coding region runs from base 399 to 1586 and encodes 395 amino acids. The record is from RefSeq and is a predicted model, not a curated record. The transcript is spliced from 2 exons.
GAUCGGUCAGAGUCUGGCCGCAACAUGCGUGUUGCGUGCUCAGCUUUGUAUUGAAGCUGAAUUGAGACGAUGGUACUCAGGAUGUCGCUGUAUAUAAAUGGCGACUGAAAGACGUUGUCGAAGAGUUCAUCAAAUACACCACUUCAAUUACAAUCACCACUUCAAUCACAAUAAUCGUCAAAAUGCCUGUCCGCUACACUUCCAAAGACGUUCGCCCUGAGCCCUUGGCCCAAGAACUUCACCUCUAUCCCUCCGGCCGAGUCGCAAAAAACAGGUUUCUCAAGUCGCCCAUGGCUGAGUCGCUUGCGAGUUGGGAUCCCGAGAUCAUCUCCAAGAGAGGAAUUCCGACCGACGAGUUGAUUGAGCUGUACCGACGGUGAGUUCACCAGCGCCAGUAGAUGACCCAGACUGACAGCUUUAGAUGGGGCGAAGGCAAGAAUAACUUUGGCAUCGUUAUCACUGGCAAUAUAGACAUUGAUCUCAACUCGGUCGGGGCCGCUGCAUCUCCCGGCAUUCCCGUCGAUGCUCCCUUUGAAGGCGAGCGCUUCGAAAAGUUCAAGCAAUUGGCCGCAGCAGCCAAGAAGGACGGUUCUCUAUUCCUCGCUCAAGUCAAUCAUCCCGGGCGACAAGUUCCCUACAAGUUCAACCCCGUCGCCAUCUCAGCCUCUGACGUUCAACUCGACCCCAAGAUGGGAAUGACUUUUGGCAAACCGCACGCCGCGACAAAGGAGGAAAUCGCCCAGAUCAUUGAAGGUUUCGCCCACGCCGCCGAGUAUCUCGAAAAAGCCGGGUUCGACGGCAUCGAACUGCACGCAGCUCACGGAUACCUGCUCUCUCAAUUCCUCUCCCGAACCACCAACAAGCGCACCGACGAAUACAGCACUCAGACCGUCGAGAACAGACUCCGCCUCAUUUCCGAAAUUGCAAACGCCAUCAAAGCGCGCGUCUCAUCGACCUUCAUCGUCAGCGCAAAGCUCAACAGCGUAGAGUUCCAGGACGGCGGCGUGACAGCCGAUGAAGCGAGGGAGCUCUGCGAGAGGCUUGAAGCACUGGGAUUCGACUUUGUUGAACUCAGCGGCGGCACUUAUGAGCGCAUGGCGCUGUCGUGGGAGAAAGAGUCGACCAAGAAGCGCGAGGGUUUCUUUCUUGAGUGGGCGGAGGCCAUCACCAAAGCACUUGAACCAGCGCAUAAAAUGAGGAUCUUUAUCGCUGGUGGUUUGAGAACGGUGGGAGCCAUGGUAGACGCGCUUGAUGUUGUUGAUGGUGUGAGUAUUGGACGGCCUGCGGCGGCAGAACCGCGUUUGGCUAGUGAUAUUAUUGAGGGACGCGUCAAAGGCGCGAUCCAACCAGCUGAGAUGGUUGAGAAUGAUCUUGGUAUGGGUAUGGGUGUCGCUGGGGCUCAAUUUGCGCAGAUCGCAAAGGGCUUUGAACCGCUUGACGCGAGCGACAAUGAAGUCGUGCAGAUAUUUGGCCAGGAUAUGGGUGGGUGGUAUGAGAAGCUUGUACAGGACGGGGACAAGAAUGAGUUUGUUCGUGCCAUUCAGUAUUCGGGACCUCAAGUUCCGUAUGGCAAGGUCAAGGCUUGAUGGAUCAUGAGUUAUUGAUUGCGAUUAGACAUGUUAUUAGAGUGUAGGGUACUUAUUCUGAGUUAUUGAUUGCGUUUUCCUGAAACAAACUCAUGUCAUGUCAUGGCGUUUCAACGGUUCUAAAUUUAGGGCAG